CUGUAACUUUCUUCAUCCUUUGAUAUUUUAUUAUCUAUUUCUGUAAGUUAUAACCCUCCAGUAACACUACCUCUCAUUCUUAAAUAAAUUUCCGUCAAGUCAACAUGAAAACUCUUCCCUACAGUUUUAUAGUACUCGAGUACGUCGGUGGCUGGAAACCACUCGAGUGGAGCACAAAUAUAAAAGGGAAGUUAUAUGAUAUAUAUGCACUUACAAUAACUUUAGCAAUGAGCACUUUUUGUGUAUCUUGUGUAAUCGAUUUAUUUUACACAGAAAAUAUCGAAGAUAUUGUUCAUAAUAUGUCAUGGUCAUUUACACUAAUAGUCGUCUGUUCGAAACUAGCUCUUCUUACAGUGAAACGUAAUAAAAUAAUAAAUAUUAUUAAACUAUUAGACAUAAAUAUUUGCAGAGUAAGGUGCGCUAAAGAAGCUAACAUACAAUUCAAGUACGAUGAAAAAGCAAAAAAUCUCGUAAAGAAGUAUGGAGGUUUGGUAUGUUGUGCAGUAUUCGCUAUUACAGGCGCUUCAAUUUUAGAAAAUAUUCCCACUAAAACGCUUCCGUUCAAUGGCUGGGUCCCUUAUCGACAUGACUACAGCACAGGAUUUUGGGUUGCAUAUUUCCAUCAAAUGAUCACACUGUCUAUUACCUCCAUGAUCGGAUUUUCGUUUGACACUGUUGUUUACGGUAUUCUGUUACAAAAUUGUAGUCAAUUAAAAAUUCUUAAAACCCGCUUAGAGAAUUUUGUUGAAAUAGUUGAUGAAGAAAAACUAAAUAACAAAGUCAAUGGUUCGAGUCUUACAAUAAGAGAGUGUGAACAUAAAUUUAUAAAACAAUGCAUUCAUCAUCUCUUGAUGAAGUACUCUUUGAUACUUUGUCUGUGCGUUCAACUGCUAACAAAAUUGGCUUUCAUGAGUCCAGAGUUUAUAUUCAUCGUCGUUUAUCUAGGAUGUAUGUUAACCCAAAUUUACUUGUUCUGUUGGUAUGGCAACGAAGUAAUACUAGAGAGUUCAGAAAUAAGUUCAGCAAUAUAUAAAAUGAAUUGGUAAGUUUUGACAAAUGCAACCAAAAAAAAUUUAUUGUUUAUGAAUACUUAUUCCAUUUUGCCAAUAAAAUUUUCCAGUGGUUACUUUAUUGAACUUUCCUUGGAUUCUUUUACUAAGCUCAUUAAAUUUUCUUACUCGGCGUACAAUCUUCUUCAUCAAAAAUAA
Microplitis demolitor is the source of this 1208-nucleotide messenger RNA. RefSeq names its product odorant receptor 94b-like. Gene Ontology annotation, cellular component: plasma membrane. Gene Ontology annotation, biological process: detection of chemical stimulus involved in sensory perception of smell; sensory perception of smell. The record is from RefSeq and is a predicted model, not a curated record. Lineage: Eukaryota; Metazoa; Arthropoda; Insecta; Hymenoptera; Braconidae. Gene Ontology annotation, molecular function: odorant binding; olfactory receptor activity.